Molecule: messenger RNA, 2714 nt
Organism: Polistes canadensis
Lineage: Eukaryota; Metazoa; Arthropoda; Insecta; Hymenoptera; Vespidae
Product: guanine nucleotide exchange factor for Rab-3A-like
Exons: 9
Coding region: 304-2103 (599 amino acids)
Biological process (GO): exocytosis
Cellular component (GO): Golgi to plasma membrane transport vesicle
Molecular function (GO): guanyl-nucleotide exchange factor activity
Source: RefSeq, a predicted model, not a curated record
GUUUCAGUCGUGGUCCGUGGCCCGUGUCGCGGAUCAAAAAUGUAAGUUUAUUUGUGUUACUUUACUUUCGUUUGUCUCUUUCUCUCUCUCCCUCUCUCUUUGUAACAUAUUAACGUGUGUGUGCUGUUGUUUAAGAAUCUUUUUUCAAGAUCCAAUAACGAGGACGUAACUUCGGCGGCUAUCGUUACUACUGGUGUAUUUAUCCGCUUGGCUGCCACGCCAAUGUCACAAGAAUCACGAAUAUUUUCUCUUGCAGAUAGAAAAGAGACGAAGUAGACUGUAUUAUAAACGUAUCAAGUUGCGAUGAAGGCGGUACAGGAACAACAGCAACCGGAAUCGAUAGAAUCCAACGAAUCGGUUUCCGCCUCUUCAAAUGAGUACGCCUAUCGACCAUUGACAACGAAACACCGAAGAGCCGGAAGUACCGGUACUACUGGAGACGAGGAAUACACUACAGAUGAAGAUGAACUUUAUCCGGACGAGGCCGAUUGCACGAUCGGUUCGACGUUACAUGCACCUCAUCCGAUUCUUAAAUCCGAUCUUGCAAGAGCUGCAACAGAUUUAUUUGGAUACGCGAACAAGAGGGAGGACGAGGAGGAAGAACCUACCAGUCUCUUCGACGAAGAUGACAAAUUUCUUAACAACAGUUCUAGUUUAGCCAAAUCGAAUUCGCUCUUCGUAUACAACGACAAGAUACACAGUGUUUUAACGAGGCAUCGAAGUCCGACGACAAUGAACGAAAAGAAGCCUACCGAGUCUAUCCUAAAGACGCAUGCGUACAAGUCGGAGAUUCAGGUACCUGCUACUCAGACGAUAACUAAUUUGGAUGUUAGGUUGGGCGAAGAGAAAAUAAACGAUAUUAUGGAAGAAGAUACAGCGACUAAACGGGACGAUAUUUGUUCGUCAUCGUCGAAGUCAUUGUCAACAUUAUCAUCAUCAUCAUCAUCAGAUAUAUCGUCUAGGAAAAAUGUUCAGGCUGAAACGAGAGGUAAGGAAGAAGAAAGUUCUGUAAUAAAGGAUCCAAAUGAUCAUCAUCCACCCUCGCCAACUACAGCACAAUGGGGGAGAGCCGUGGCAGAGGUGAAAGAACACGCUGUGGCUAAAUUGCAAGAGGAGUUGAAGAGAGCACACGAGGAAUUGAAAUUGAAGGAUGAAGAAGUGGGUAGGCUGUCAAGGAUUCGUCAGGACGUCGAAGCCGAAGUGGAGGAUUUAACCGCCAGUUUAUUUCAAGAAGCGCACAAGAUGGUGCAGGAGGCUAACAUGCGUCAAGCUACGGCGGAACGUCUUUUGGAGGAGAGUCGAAUGAAAGCCGAGGUUUUAGCCGCCGAAGUGACUGCAUUAAAAACUUUGGUUUUGACUUCGACACCGGCAAGGCCAAAUCCCCAUUUGCAUCCUCAGAUUGACACGAGAUGUCGUUUGAGUUCGAACGACGAAUCCCAACAAAGUCUUUUCGCUAAGAAACAUCGAAGGUCGCCGUCGCAUUUCAAUUUAAAAUACGGUCGAGAAAAUUCACCACCUGAGUCACCUGUUAAAGAACAGAGGCCAUCAUUACCGAGCGAUAGGGAAACAUUAGCCAGGGAUUGGAAGAAAGAUCGUGAAAAGGAUAGAGACAAGGAUUGUAAGGAUCUAGGAUUGGAGGUAGAUCCUAGAGUACAUACGGAGUUCCUUAGGUGGAAGGCAAAUCCUUGCGUAGAUAAGAGCGAUCCAUUUGUUGCCAGAGUGUUCAAAGAAGAUAUAGAUCUUUGUUUAGAUUUUCCUAAUAAAGAAAUUGGUUCGAGAGUACGACAAGCUGUUCUAGAUGGAAUCAUUUUCAUCGAGGCUGUCAGUGAUAAGACCAAACUUGCCUUUCCUAAAAAAUGUGCACUGCUCGAAGCAUCAAGGCAAUGCCAUUAUCGCAUGAGACUGGGUGAUCAAGAGAAUCAAUGGCAUUGUAUCUCUCAAAUUUGUCGCAACCGAAUUAUAGCGGUCUGCGAUUUUCUCAAUUAUUUACGUUACGUAGAACGAGGUCUUGUUAAAAGUUCAGUUCACGACGUAUAUUGGGAAAUUACACGGCUACGUAAAGAGAUGGUGUUCGCUCGGCUGGGUUUGGUGCUUUCAUCCUGAAGUAUUUUUCUAGGGGAAUUUCAUCUAGUCUGGAAAUAUAACGGCCGUAACGCGGACCUAGAAAAUUUUAUUCUAUUAUUUUUUUUUUUUCGACGAGGGAGGAAGAAAAAUGGCUGGAAAGAGUCCGUUAAAGGAUUUAUGUAAGAUAAUAAUAUUGAUCGUGACGUAACGAUCGAUAAUAGUUGUCUUCAUUUGACAUGGGGGAGCUGGUUAUUUUAUGAAAUCAUUCUCUCAUUUCGUGUGUCCUACUGUCUCUCUCCCCCUCUCUCUCUCUCUCUCUCUCUUUAUAUUUUACCGUCACUAUUUAGUAUAUUAGAUUGCACUUAUUGCCAAUUGGGGAAAGAGAUAAUGACAAAGCGACAAUGUAAUUGAUCCACGGGGCUGUGAAUGAUCUUUAAAAGAAAAAAGAAAAAAAGAAAACAAAGAGGCAAAAGUUAGACGUUGUCGACAAGUUCCCUACAUGACAAAUGUAUAUAAGAAAUGACGUUUUUUGAAUCUAUAUUACUUUAUACGAUUAGAAAAUAGAGAUACAUUGAAAAUGUUACGGACGUUUGUGCAAUGAGAAAAAAAAGAAAAGAAAAGAAAAGAAAAGAAAAGAAAAGAAAAAAAAA